CCAUAGAGUAUUUAGGCGCCUACAUUGAAGCAUUCUCUUUCAAAAAGUCUAGAGCUGAGGCAUUGUAUUCUGCACGUCAACUUCCAGUCUGGCGUGCAGCUUGUUAGAAUCCGACGUCUUCUCUAGGCAGCCACCCUUACAGACAGACGACCAACAUGGCUACCCACAACAUCACCACGAUACCCACCGAAAUCCUCACAUCCAUUUUCGAGUACUUCGUAGACGAUCACAAAACGCUCGAAGGUCUCUGCGAGACCCAUCCAGAGUUCGCUCCAUCGGCAAACACAGUACGCAACUGCGUUCGAAGAGUCCUUGUCCGCGGAAAUGGUGCGCAAGAAGCGUGCACAGAGUUUGCGGAAGAGCUUCGUCGGACCCAGACACCAUCUGGUAACACCAUCGGACCCAUACGCUAUCUUGAGCUCGUCUUCGACAGCCGGGCAGAGUUCCGCCUAGAAGACGCAACGCAACAAGUCCUGGAUUCCCUCCCAGCAGUCCAACACGUCACGCUCAAGAUCAACGCUCGCCCAUUUCCUGAAAAUCCCCGUCAAGAGCAAAUCGAGAAUCUCGAAGAAAAGACGCGCGGAGCCGUGGAAGACUAUUCGAAACUCAUGGACAUGCUGAACACGCUUCGACCCGCAAGAAGAAUCGGUCUCAGUCUCAUUAUCAAUGACUGCAUACUCCGUGCUUCCCCCAUCAUCGCACAACAAUACCCCAACAUCACGCUCCGAGAUUUCGACAUCAAGAUAUACUUGUGUCAACCCAACACCCUCGUCGCCUUGGCCGAGCGCUUGCUCUACGCAACGAAAACCCUGACCGAUUUCACGAUACUGGAGGACCAAAAGAGCCCGUGGGAAUGCCACUGGGUAUCUCCCCCUCCUAUGCCAUUUUCUGGCCUCACUUCCCUAAAAAGACUGCACAUACCCGCUAGCUGCUGGUUCUCUGAAGCGGCAUACGGUGCCUAUGCAGGUCCCCAGGGCUUCCUGUGGAAGCGCGAAGGUGUACGCCCAUCAAUCGUUCACUUACUCCCUUCAUCACUUGCCUCACUCCGAGUCGACUUCACAGGCUGUGCGGCUAUCUUUGCUGUUGGACAGGGUUAUCGCGCCGCCUUCUCCGGCAUGACGUCCGACGAGAUCAAGAUGAAAAUGAGGCCAUGCUGGAACUGGAUAUAUGAGAUUGCCGCUGCUGAUCCUGCGCAAUUUCCUCAUUUGGAGAAGGUGGAGGUGCUGGAGCUGAAGCAUGUGGUUAGUGAUAGGGGUAGGGUCGUUCAGUGUGAGGAGCCAGUGGAUUGGGAUCCGCCAGAGGAACUGAAGAAGGCGUUUGCGGAUAGGAAGACCAGGUUGAGGAUUCAGAUUCGGGGCAAAACGGAAACUAGAAAGGCGACGCAGGGAAGACAGCAAGUUAAUGUGCAGGCAACGUGAUAGUCUACUCACGUAGUAAUGAUUUACUUCGGCAUUCUGUUUGCCUUUAGUCCAGGAGAUUCCUACCGCUAUACAAACCCCAUGACACUACCACCCUAGUUCCUCGUGGAGAUCGGUCCGACAACACAGGAGUGUGGUAUACUGUUGAAGAUAGCCAUGUUUCGGAUUCUUCCUCUCGAUAUGCUGAGUCAGCUGUGGUCAAACAACACGGUUUCUUUCAUUUUUGGCAUCUCUUAACAUAUGAGCCUUACACAUCACACAACCUAUAUUCA
Alternaria rosae is the source of this 1690-nucleotide messenger RNA. RefSeq lists its product as uncharacterized. Bases 156 to 1418 code for a protein of 420 amino acids. The transcript has a single exon. The record is from RefSeq and is a predicted model, not a curated record. NCBI's taxonomy places the organism in Eukaryota, Fungi, Ascomycota, Dothideomycetes, Pleosporales, Pleosporaceae.